Molecule: messenger RNA, 2178 nt
Organism: Triticum aestivum (bread wheat)
Lineage: Eukaryota; Viridiplantae; Streptophyta; Magnoliopsida; Poales; Poaceae
Product: dual-specificity RNA methyltransferase RlmN
Exons: 9
Coding region: 68-1282 (404 amino acids)
Biological process (GO): tRNA methylation; rRNA base methylation
Molecular function (GO): iron-sulfur cluster binding; RNA methyltransferase activity
Source: RefSeq, a predicted model, not a curated record
UCCAGCGUCAGAUAAGAGGGUCCAAAGGAAAAUCCCUCCGCGGAACCAUACCAAACCAACAAUUCCUAUGGCGGCGCUGCCUCUUCUCCGGUGGGGCGCCUCCUCCCUCCACGCCCACUUCUCCCCUACCCCGCCGCGACGCCUCUUCUCCGCUCUCCGACAGCCCCCUGCCGCCGGCCGCUACGAGCCAGGCUCCAGGGUCAUGCUUAAGGGGAUGGACUACCCAGAGCUCGAGAAAUGGGUGCAGUCGCAAGGAUUCCGACCGGGACAGGCCAUGAUGCUGUGGAAAUGCCUCUACGGGAACAACGUCUGGGCGCAUUGCCACGACGAGCUGGCUGGCUUGAACAAGGACUUGAGGAAAAUGAUAAGUGAUCAUGCUGAUCUGAAGGCAUUAACUAUUAAAGACAUUAUUACUGCAUCAGAUGGAACCCGAAAGAUACUGUUCUCUCUUGAAGAUGCCUCAGUGAUUGAAACAGUUGUCAUUCCUAGCGCCAGGGGCCGGACAACGGUCUGUGUUUCAAGUCAAGUGGGCUGUGCCAUGAAUUGUCAGUUUUGCUUCACUGGGAGGAUGGGUUUGAGAAAGCAUUUGUCUACAGCUGAGAUAGUUGAGCAGGCUGUGUUUGCUCGUAAGCUAUUUUCAGAUGAAUUUGGUACUAUUACAAAUGUUGUAUUUAUGGGCAUGGGCGAGCCGUUGCACAAUGUAGAUAACGUAAUAAAAGCAUCAUCUAUAAUGGUUGAUGAGCAGGGUCUUCAGUUUAGUCCUCGCAAGGUUACUGUAUCCACAAGUGGUCUCGUUCCAGAGAUAAAACGCUUCCUCAAUGAAUCCAAUUGCGAUCUGGCCGUGAGUCUUAAUGCAACAACUGAUGAGGUUAGGGAUUGGAUAAUGCCCAUUAACAGAAGGUACAAUCUUAGCACGCUUCUUGGCACUUUAAGGGAGGAACUUCGUUUGAGACCUAAGUCCAUAGUGCUAUUUGAAUACGUCAUGCUUGCUGGAGUGAAUGACAGUGUGGAUGAUGCGAAGAGGCUUACAGAGCUGGUUCGUGGUAUUGCCUGCAAGAUCAACCUCAUCUCUUUCAACCCCCAUAGUGGGUCCCAAUUCAAGCCGACGCCCGAUGAGAAAAUUAUCGAGUUCCGCAACAUGUUAAUCCAGUCCGGCCUUACCGUUAUGGUGCGGCUAAGCAGAGGCGAUGACCAGAUGGCUGCCUGCGGGCAGCUAGGAGCGGCUGGUGACUAUCAGCUACCGCUGCUCCGUGUUCCUGAGAAAUUUCAGGUCGCCUUAUGAAGCUAAAUACGUAGUGCUCGUACAGUAGUAAAACAGGUGCCUGGGAACAACUUCAGGAAGACAUGGCAGUAAUAUGCGUGUAAUGAGGAUAAAACCACGCUGAUUCUUUCAGGUCAAUCAUCUUUCUGAGCCAGCCUUACGACCGUCGAGCAUUUUCUGAAUUUUGAUGGCAAGUGCUGAACAGUUGAUCUGUGGUGAUUGUAACCCAAUGGACGGCUAGGUAUCAAAUAAAGACGACGCGAACCUCUGGAUGGGCAUGCUCCAAGCAACUUUGAGUAGACGCAUGACAUCCGGGCAUCUGGCAUAGCUUCUGACGCGGUCUGAGUCGCCAAAGUCGAUUCUGUUGCAGGUAGUAGUUCCAAAAGACUCGAAUCUACUCAGCUAUUGCUGGUCAUGUUGGAUUAGAUGAUGCAGGAAUGACAGAAAGACAAGAAAAGGGACUACGUGCAUGCUUUCCCUUGCUUGAGAUACCUUAACCAUUAAGGUGCGCCAGCACCUGACCACCCUACUUAGAAAAGAAAAGGAAAAAAAAAGGCAAAGUGGUCUAACACAAGCCCCACCAACCAAUGCGCCUUCUUUCCAAAAGCAAUUGCAUUACAAGACCGCACCCAUGGGGAUUUGGGCGCCUUUGCCACUAAUCUGCUGCCAAAAUGGAGUAGCGGCCUACACCUGCUUCCUUGUUUUAGUGUAGAUAGAAGAUUGCUUGCUUGGAUUUUGACAUCCCAGAAAACAAAAGACAAAGGGAUUCUACGGCUGAUGUUUUUCUAAAAGGUCUUUGUUUUGUUUGGUUUAAUAUUUUUUCGAGAGGCUUGAGCCAGAUUCUGAUGGCAAUCUCUGAUGUAAUCAACGGAUUUAUUAGCGCCGUAGCAGCGAGGCUUGCUUAGGAGUCUUGAUGA